AUGCCACCAGAUUUGAAUUCUCUUCCUCCAUCUCGCUCGUCUUCAAUAUCAUCCUCGAUCGCGCAACGCAACAUGGCUGCUACUACCGGGACUGGCCCGGCGCCCGUGAACCCCAAUACUGCUUCACCAAGGACCUCCCGUGGCUCGAGCAUAGGAGGGAGACUAUCGGUAUCUGAGCGCCGUCGGUCCACGGCCGGCCUGAAUCUAAAUCCGAACGAGAUGCAAGGCACCGGUCCGGGACAUAACGGCGAGUACCCUGCUUCAGACCACCGCAGCUCUAUCGGACAUGCAUUCCGCACCGCCAGCCCAUCUAGCCACGGUGGGAGCCCUAUCUUUGCAACAGCAGAUCCCCAUCAUCAGCGGGCACCCUCGCUGGGAGAAUUGCACCAAGAGCUGGAGCAAGAACAGGAAGCACAAGUGAACCGAUUGCUUCAAAUGAUCCGUAGCCAACAGGCUCAGUUACAUCAAUACCAGCAACAACAGAACCCGCAGUCAACAGCGGCAAUCGAUGACACAACACCGGCAUCGGAACGGUCAGCAUUCUUUCCACCGGUCCCUGCGGCACCGCCAGCCGGCAACAGAUUAUCGAUCUCGUCCUCGUUCUCAAACCGAAGACCGUCGAGACCCUCUAGUCAGGCAGCAUCGCCGAAUCUGCGGCCAUUAGACUCGCGCGGACCAGAAGGCGUGGAACCAUUCCCGGGAUUGCGGGAUAAUCUCUCUCGGCGUGGCAGUCGAGAUGAGAGUGCAUUUUACCAGGCCGAAGCUAGUUCUUUAAGCCGAGAAAAUACCCUUCUUCGGCAGCGAAUUCGGGAACUAGAGAGACAAAUCGGAGAACUGUCGGCUGCCCAGAGUGCACCUUCUGCGACAACUGCUUCGGGCAUGGCGUCUGGACAAGCGGAGGCCGAACCCGCGGAUCUGCCUGCCAUCGCUUCAACCCGAGAUGGCAAAGACUGA
Molecule: messenger RNA, 954 nt
Organism: Penicillium paradoxum
Lineage: Eukaryota; Fungi; Ascomycota; Eurotiomycetes; Eurotiales; Aspergillaceae
Exons: 3
Coding region: 1-954 (317 amino acids)
Source: RefSeq, a predicted model, not a curated record